UUAGGGUUUUGGGGGGAAAAGGCGGGGAUUUUGAUUAGUUGUAAUUCGGGUGCGACUAGGAGUUUAACGCAGGCAACAAGAAUGGAUUCUAAGGAGUUGGAGCAAAAGAUUAAAGAGGUGAGAUUGGAGGAAGAUGCUGCGAGCACUUCGCAAUUUCGGAGAGAGGAUCAUGGGGCCAAGCAUGAUGCUGGUUUGCAGAUCACUUGCUUUUCUGAAGUCCUCAACGAUGUCACCUUCCAUUUUCAGAUCAUUCGCUUCCCCAAACAGAUUUAUGUGUGGAUUGGUUACAACUCUGCCAAAUUUGGUCACAUGUAUGCGGCUGCACCAACUCGGCCUAACAAUAUGAUAUCCGCGACUUCCAUACUUGGUGGAGCUUCUGAUAAUACAGGAUCAGGCAUUGCCCGGCGAUUAGUAUUAAAGACUGGCCUCAAUAUAAUUUUGGCCUGCGACAUUCCGAAAAAUAAUCCGAUGCUUGAGGCAGAUGCCGAGAAACUAUUGAUACAGAAGAUCAUAAGCCUAGGUUACACCAAGUCAAGAAUGGAAGGGAAAUCCUUGUAGUAUACGCUGCGGUGACGAGUUGGGUUUAGUAAGCAUUCAUCCCAAAGAUUGGGCAGCGUUUUCAUGCAUACUUUUAGUUCCGAAAACAAUACUGAAGCGAUGGAUAGUGUUAUGGUUUUCUCUUUAGUCUCAAUUCCCCCCCCCCCCCCAAA
Molecule: messenger RNA, 710 nt
Organism: Neltuma alba
Lineage: Eukaryota; Viridiplantae; Streptophyta; Magnoliopsida; Fabales; Fabaceae
Product: proteasome assembly chaperone 4
Exons: 5
Coding region: 82-558 (158 amino acids)
Biological process (GO): proteasome assembly
Source: RefSeq, a predicted model, not a curated record